Molecule: messenger RNA, 885 nt
Organism: Entamoeba nuttalli P19
Lineage: Eukaryota; Evosea; Mastigamoebida; Endamoebidae
Exons: 1
Coding region: 1-885 (294 amino acids)
Source: RefSeq, a predicted model, not a curated record
AUGCAAGAUGCUUUGAAUUUAAUGUUCAGUGAUCGUUCAUUAAAUCAAGAAAUAAAAAACAAAAGACUUACGGCUGAGUUCUUUGUUAGCGAUUCAACAAAAAAAAUUAUUGAACAAAACAAAGUAUCUCAAUAUCCUGGUGCAAACAAAAUGCUUACUUUUAUUGAAGCGUCUCAAAUUAAAAAUAAUGAACGUAAUAAAAGAAAAUUACCUUCCAUUCUUUCAAAAAAAUUUAUUAAAGAAGAAGCACAAAAAUUACAACAAAAACUUCAAACAACAACAGAACCUCUUAAACCUAAUGGUGAAUCAUUAUAUUCAGUUGGACAAUAUGUUAAUAUUCUUGUGGAUGGAGUUGUAAGGAAAGGAAAAGUAAUAGUAGUUUAUCCACGAAAAUUAAAAUAUUUAAUUUUAUUACAACAUUCAGUAUGGAAUAAUCAACAAUCAAAAUAUAUGUUAGUUCCAUAUACUCAUAUUCAAUCAAAUGAAUUUAAUGAUCAUAAGUUAUUGUCAUUACUUAAUGAUUUGCCUUAUUUCAGUAAUAAUCUAUCACUACUUCAUAUAAAAAAAGAAGUAAAUUAUCAACCCACUUUUAUUCAUCAUCAAUCUCUUGUGGUUUGUCCUUCUUUUUCUAAUAUCAAAAGAAAAAUUAUAACAAAACCAUCCAAAAUCAAACCUUCUAAACCAAAAACAAUUACUAUUCACCCACAAUCUCAAAACUUAGCACGUAACAUGACAAAUAUUAUUACUACAAUUAUAAAAACUUUACUUAAUAAUCAACUCAUAGACACCUCUUUAAAAAAGAAACUCAUAAAUACUCUUCCUUUAGAAUAUCAAACAAAUCAACAAAUCCUUCAGUUAUUUAAUUAUGUGAUGAAAUAUAAUUGA